Hippocampus comes (tiger tail seahorse) is the source of this 2576-nucleotide messenger RNA. Its product is annotated as zinc finger BED domain-containing protein 4-like. The transcript has 2 exons. NCBI's taxonomy places the organism in Eukaryota, Metazoa, Chordata, Actinopteri, Syngnathiformes, Syngnathidae. Gene Ontology annotation, molecular function: protein dimerization activity; DNA binding. The record is from RefSeq and is a predicted model, not a curated record. The coding region runs from base 158 to 2050 and encodes 630 amino acids.
UGCCGAGGAGGAUUAAUGGUUUGUCGGACAGUGUGCGAACGAAGCAUUCUCUGACCAUCCGACAUGCGACGAAACCGGCAUAUUAAUGCAACAUUACCACCAACUGGUUAUCUUGUGAAAACGCAACAAACGAUCACCGGAACCAUCGCACGAGAACAUGUCUUCCCACACGGACUGUUAUUGCAGACACAAACCUUGGCAUCAAUUUGCAGCGAUGGCUGAUACCCAAGAAACCGUCCGUAAAAAACAGAAAAUGUCCAAAGUUUGGGAUCAUUUCAGACUUAAACAAUACAACAUAGUGCAAUGUGACCACUGCCAUGCAGAACUGGCGUUCCACAGCAGCACUUCUACAAUGAUUUCGCAUUUGAACCGAAAGCACCCGGUCGUCGUUUCUAGCUCAACAAGCUUCGAUGACACAAGCACAUCACUUGGUCGCCCAGUUCCAUCAUGCUCUGUUAAAGAAGCUGCCUUGCUGACAGAGAGCAUUUUGGACAUGCUUGUCACUGAUAUGCGCCCAUUAUCCAUGGUGGAGGACAAAGGAUUUAGGAAGAUGAUUUCAACUUUCAACCCCAAGUACAUCAUACCGUCAAUAACUUAUUUCACAAAUAUCAUGGAGAAGAGGCACCAGGAAAUGACAGAGAAAUUGAAAAAUGUCCUCCAGGACACGGAGUGUGUUGUACUGACUACAGACAUCUGGACUAGUGUGGCCACAGAGGCCUAUCUCGGGGUGACCUGUCACUUCUUGGGGGAAGAUUGGGAGAUGAAGUCCCUCUACCUCACAACGAUGCGUCUUGAAGAGAGGCACAUGGCUGUCGACAUUGCGGACUGGCUUGAGGAGACCGUUGCCAAGUUUCAUAUUCCAUUGCUAAAGGUGAAGGCAGUCGUCCAUGACAACGAGGCUAAUGUAGUGGGUGCGGCAGGAAUUUUGGAGGAGAGGCACGGCUGGGCUACAGUGAUAUGCUCAGGGCAUACUCUGAAUUUAGUUGUUCAGAGCACGCUGAAAAAUAAGGAAAGCAUUACUAAUUGUGUGGAUUCGGCGAGAUGCCUAGUUGAGCAUUUUAAGAGAAGUGAAUUAGCUUGUACCAAACUGAAAGAAAAGCAGCAACAAAUGGGAAUGCCGCCACUGAUGUUGAUCCAGGAUGUAAGUAGCCGGUGGAAUAGUACAUAUCACAUGCUGUCCAGGCUUCUCGGACAACGAUGGCCUGUGACCGCAGCGCUUUCCGAUCCCGCAGUCACCAAACGGCACUACCUGGAUCUAGAUCCGGAGCAGUGGAACCUGAGUGAGGAGCUGACUCAGAUCCUCGGACCAUUUGAAGGCGCAACAGAGUUUCUGAGCGGGGAGCAAUUUGUUACUCUCUCUGCUCUUCCACAGCUGGUGCACAACCUUAAGAAGUCAAUACUGAGUUCAGCAUUUAAAACUGCAUCUGUCAGAGCCUUCCAGGCUCAAGUGACAGAACAGAUCACAGAGAGAUGGCAAAAACUGUUUUUAUUUCAACCCGAAGCUCCCAACACUGUCCUCCUGGCUGCUGCUUUGGACCCAAGGUUUAGAAAACUGAAGUUCUUGCCUGCUGAAGAUGUGUUUAAGGUCCAGUGUACAAUCCAGUCCAUGGCACUCGCUGUUAAAAAGGAAGCAAGACAGUUAAAUCAAAGCAGGGGUGAAGCCACGGCCAAAACCAAAGACCGUUUAGGUACAAAAUAUGGAUCUUUGCUCAAAAGUAUCCUGGGAUCAUCAUCAGACUCCAGCAGCAGUGAGGAAGAGGAGGAUGAGGAUGAGCAGCUUAGUCAAGCGGUGCAGAAGGAAGUCUUGCAGUAUUUUGGAGAACAGCCAAUCUCCAAGAAGGAGAAUCCACUGCCAUGGUGGAGAUCAAACGCAUUACGAUAUCCAACCUUGGCAAAGCUGGCCAAGUCCUUUUUGGCUAUCCCAGCGACAUCGACACCCUCCGAGCGAUUGUUCUCUGCUGGGAACAUCGCCUCAAAGCGGAGAGCGAGCCUCGGUUUUGAGCAAGUCGAUAUGUUGACUUUUCUCCAUUGUAAUCAUAUGCUCUUGUAAAGCCUUGCAUUUGCACAAACCCAUCACCACACACAGACACACAAUCCUACCUACCUCAUCUAUGUACCUAUCAAAGUUUGUUUGGUGAUCGAAACAUCAAUAUGCCUAAAUGGCCUGGAAUUCUAGUUUUUACAAAUGAGUUUUAAAUUUGAAUGGUACAAGAUAUCUCAAUAUUUUUAUUUACGUUUUUAUCAUUGUUACAGAUCCCAAAUUUUUUGUAUUGACUCUCCUGAAACUUUUUAGAUGUCACAAAUGCUUUGCUUAAUCACCAAUUCUUUAAAUGUUUUAAAUUGCUCGUCAAUUGACACUGUAUACUGUAUUGCAUUUUUUAAACAUGUUUUAUAAAAAGGUGUUCAAAAAUCCGUCUUCAAUGUGGCAGUCAAAAAAAAAGUUUGCUGCCCCAGUUUUAGAAACCCUUUGACUUAUUGAAUUUUUCUGUAUUAUUCAAAUAUAUUGACAUGCAUAUACAGUAUAAGCCACUGGCGCUUCAGAAAUUAAACAUUUCUAAUACUUGUCUAUGACAACA